Molecule: messenger RNA, 954 nt
Organism: Emericellopsis atlantica
Lineage: Eukaryota; Fungi; Ascomycota; Sordariomycetes; Hypocreales; Bionectriaceae
Exons: 1
Coding region: 1-954 (317 amino acids)
Source: RefSeq, a predicted model, not a curated record
AUGGCCUCGCGUGCCGCGCCCUUGACAGAGGCUGAGAAGGAGCACUUUCGUCAACGCGGUUUCCUCCAUCUCAAGGAAUGCUUCACUCCAGAGCAAGCGGCGAGCAUUACCAAAGAUGUCUGGGUGCGACUAGGGGUCGACCCAUCCGACAAAUCCACGUGGACCAAGUCCAAAGUCAACAUGCCAAAUCACAAUGCGUUCCUUGCCAAAGACUUUGCGCCAAAAGCUUGGUCAGCCAUCGCAGAGCUUUGCGGAGGAGAUGAGCGUAUCAAUGACAAGAGCCGGUAUUGGCGCGAUGGACUCAUCGUGAACCUCGGGAGCGAGCAGAACGAGGGCAAAGAGUUCCACCCGCACGACCUCGAUAAUUGGCAUGUCGAUGGCGAUUUUUUCGUCCACUACCUCGACAGUCCGGAACAAGCCCUGUUGGUCGUUGUCCUGUUCUCCGAUAUUGCUCCCGGCGGUGGUGGCACCAUGAUCUGUCCAGAAGCUAUCCCCAAGGUCGCGAGAUAUUUGUAUGACCACCCACAAGGCGUUUCGCCGAGGAUGAAGCCACGAGGGCAUGCCGAGUUCAAACGAGAAAAGGAUUUGGACUGGUUCAUCGACAUUGCCAAGUCGUGUACCGAUUUCGUGGAGGUGACUGGCGAGAUUGGCGAUGUUUAUCUCCUGCAUCCCCUGAUGCUUCACAGCGCAACGUUUAAUCCAAAGCGACAGAUACGGAUCAUAACGAAUCCGCCAGUGUCGCUCAAAGAGCCGUUUAUGUUCAAUAGAGCCGAUGGCGCGUAUAGCCUAGUCGAACAGACGACAUUGAGGGCUCUGGGUCAGGAUCACCUCGGAGAGUGGAGGAUCACGGCGGAUCGAGAGCUCAUUGUGCCAGAGAGGAUGAAGGACGCAAAUAAAAUGAAACAAGAAGAGUUGGAGAGGCUGGCACAAGCUAAGACAGCUGCUGCCGCAUAG